Messenger RNA from Trifolium pratense (red clover), 6412 nucleotides. RefSeq lists its product as uncharacterized. The record is from RefSeq and is a predicted model, not a curated record. NCBI's taxonomy places the organism in Eukaryota, Viridiplantae, Streptophyta, Magnoliopsida, Fabales, Fabaceae. The coding region runs from base 1475 to 2659 and encodes 394 amino acids. The transcript is spliced from 3 exons.
UUAUGGGUUAAACACAGAUUCAUUCUACUUAGUUUACUUCUUUUAUAAUCUCAACAUCACUAUUUAUUUCAUUCACAAAUCCAUGCCUAUAACUUCGUAGGUAAUCGAGUUUUCUUUUAACUCUGAAUUGGUUGAAUUGAGAUUUAGGAGAAUUGAAUAGAACUCCCACUGAAAUUGAUAUUUUUUUUUUUAAUUCUAGUAUCUAAAAGUGGCAUUUAGAGGUGAAUUAGUGUAAUAAUAAUAGCAGUAUUUUUUUAUUUUUUUUUUUGUAAAUUAUAAUUAUGAUAAAUACAGUGUAAGUGCUUGGUAGAAUUUACUUGGCUCAAAAUAGAAUGUAGUUGAAAAAUCGGAACUUGAAAUGAAAGAAUCAGAGUUUUUGGUGUAAAUUGUUGUUGACAUGUUUAGGGGGAAUGUAUAAGUUGUCAAAUGUUGACUCAUACUGAAGUGAAUCGAUCGAUUUGUUAACUGUUAGCUCAGUGGUAAGAAUUUCAUCUUGUAACUUAAAGAAACAAACUUUAAAUCAGCUCAGGAUAGUUUUAAUUAAUAACAAUGUUGUUUAAUUAAUGAUUUGGAUUUAUUAUGUAUUUUUGGAUAAGUAGAGUUGGUAAUACUUAAAUAUAAAUAUAUUGUGUUCAUGUUGUGUGCAUGUUUAGUGGGCAAGUAGAAAUUUCAAAUAGAGAAAUAAAACAAAUUCUAGAAAAGACAGUUGCUACAUCUAGGAAAGAUUGGUCUUACAAACUCCCAGAGGCUUUGUGGGCCUAUAGGACAGCUUAUAAAACCCCGAUAGAAACCACACCGUUUAAACUAAUUUACGGAAAAUCGUGCCAUUUACCUGUAGAACUUGAACACAAAGCCUUUUGGGCAAUCAAGGCAUUAAAUAUGGACUAUAAAGCAGCUGGAGAUAAACGUCUUCUCAAAUUACACGAACUCGAAGAGCUUAGGUUGAAUGCUUAUGAAAAUGCUCAAAUUUAUAAAGAUAGGACUAAGAAAUGGCAUGAGAGGCGCAUACAUAGGAGAGAAUUCAAAGAAGGAGAACUCGUGCUCCUCUUUAACUCUAGAUUAAGAUUAUUUCCCGGAAAACUCCGUUCCCGAUGGCCAGGACCAUUUGAAGUCACUAGAGUUUUCCAAAGUGGCGCAAUAGAAAUAAAGAGCCAAUCUAAUGAAACAUUCACAGUCAAUGGGCAACGUCUAAAACAUUACUAUUACCCAAGCGAUGGAGAUUAUUAUUCUAGCCCUAACUUUGUCGAGCUACCGACGUUGAAUGAAGCGCUGCAUGGGAGGCAACCCAUGAUUUUUUUUUUCUUUUUCUUUUCAUAUAUUUUAUUAUUUAUAUUUUAUUUUUCAUAUUUUAUUAUAUUUUAUAUUUUUAUAAUAAAAAAAACUAUAACUGAAAUUUGCUUGAUCGACACUAACCUAUAUGACUACUUCUUUCUGAAACAACAGAUUUAGAUUUAAUUUUAAUAAUAAGAAGAAAAUGGCCGACAACAUGGUUGUCUCGUUCAGAAGUAACAUCCAGAGGAGACGCUUCGAAGCCCUUCGUCAACGUGAAAUGACGCUUCACAUCGUCCCUGAUAGCCACACCAUGGUAGCUCUAGGUAUCUCCGAAAGUGUCAGGUUCUUGAUCCACCAAAUAGGCUGGGAGAGUUUUGCCUUUUCCAACCUUCCAAUUUACCGUAACCUGACUUUAGAGUUCUUAAGCUCAUUCAAGUACGACCCCAUCUAUGGAAAACACCUCCGUCGCGGCCUGGUUAGUUUUAGACUAUUUGGUAAUACUUAUACUUAUAACCACCGUGACAUAGCCGAGUUUCUAGGAGUCCCUAGUGGCCUUGAUGCCAUUACCAGAGUCCAGAAUGAUAGCUUUAUGGAAGGGGAACUUGAACGUUAUUGGGGAAUUAUAACAGGAAACCCUAACGCUGCUCCAAAUGAAAGAUUCAGUUCUGAAAUCCACAACCCAGCGUUUCGGUAUUUUCACAUGAUCAUAGCCCAUACUUUCUUUGGGAAAGCGAUGAACAACACAACAGUAUCUCAAGCUGAACUCUUUAUGAUGUUUUGUGUUUAUCAAAACCGUCCGAUCAAUGCCGCGACGUUCCUCCUCACCAACUUUGUCCGAAUUAUUGAGGAACCUACUCACCCAAUCAGUAUUGGCGGCUUUGUCACUUUCCUAGCUAGGGCUAUAGGACUUCAUACCCCCCUGUCCAAAAUUGUUCCUUUGGGGGGAAUGCAACCUAUGGAUCUAAACCUCUGCUUCAACUACCACAUGAUAGAGAAUCUAGGACCUAAUGAGUUUCAGUUGCUUAUCAACCUCGUGCCAGUUCACCAUUUCACCCUGCCCAAUAGUGUCAGGAUUAGUAUUCAUGACAAAGAUAACUGGCUUUAUGAUUUAGAAGGCCAAGACGAGUCUGACCCUGAAACUCCUCCACUCUAUCAUUACACCCUUGGGCCUCCAUCCCCUCCUCAUCCAGCGGCCUCUUCAACUGUUCCACCGACUCCGGCUGACCAUGGUGCUACCAUCGCUACUCUGCAAACCGAGAUCGCUACUCUUCGCACAGACUUCCAUAACUUUAUGGAUCUCGUCAUUGCACAACUCAACCGUUUGACGCAAGACAUCCUUAGCUUACGACGACGUUUUCCUCCUGCGGAUGCACCUCCAAGUGGCUGAUCAAGCAUAUUUACAAAAAAAAAUAAAAAUUUAUUUUCGCUAGAACUUUGCAUCACAUGAACAUCCGACUUUGCAUCACUUUCUAAUUACAAAUAAUUAUUUUCGUUCAGCAUGAAAAUUUAUCGUUAUAUUUAUGCCAGUUCUAAUAUUUUCUCGUUAUAAAUAUAUUUUCUCUAUUUUUAGUAUCCAAAUAUUUAUCGACUUAAACGCAAUAUUAGCGCAUCCUUUCUCAGAUUUUUAUCAUUGCAAAUUUAUAGCUUAAUCUUUAAUAACUAUGAUUAUUUAUCUAAUACUGCCUUGGAUUCUUACCUCGUUCAACAACCAUAAUUUACUUUACUAUGUAGACAAAUUUAUUUUGGUCAAAGAACAAUUAUUACUAUGUUUAGUCCAAACAAGAAAAUGCCCAAGCAUCUGACUAGAACCUGCAAAGCUGGCCAAGCCAGAGAUUCCUUAAUGCUUCACGCUAUACCUGCUGUACCCAAAUUAAAAGUACCCUAUUUGCUGGACACCACAUCACAUGCACCAAAGCAUCACAUGCAUGCACUACAUCACACACCACAAGACCACACAUCCCAGCACAUGGCGAACGCCAUGCUCCUUCAAACAACAUGUGGCGGUCGCCACACAACCACAUGGCCCUCGCCAUGCCUUCCCCUCUAUAUAAUUGCAUGUUCUUUGAUUAAUUUAACAAGCCAACAUCGAACCUAUUCAAUUGCACAACACUUUUCACACUUUUCACUAACGCUCCUGCACAACACUUUCUCACUCACAAUCCUCAAUGUCUUACGAAGUAAUUUUUAGGCAAGGGCAUCCAGGUGAAAAUCAAGCCAAACUCUAUAGAAGUUUAAGCCGUAGAGACAUACAACCAACAAGAUAUGCUGAUGAGUCUACCUUGAUAAAACUAAGAUUACUAGAUAGUGUCAAUUACUUGCUAAAUAAUUUAGAUUUAUACUAUUUCCUAUCCCAAAAAAAAUCCUGUUUAUCCUCAACUCACAUUAGAAUUUCUUAGCUCUCUAACUGUUUCUACCAUGCCCGAAUCUCGAAGUUCUAUCGGCACUAUUCAUUUUCGCAUGUUUAAUGAAGAGUAUAAUUAGGAAGAGUAUAAUUAUUCUUCCUAACCCAUCAAGAACCGAUGUACGCAAUUUGCAUAAUUUUUGUUAUAUUGUGGACCCUGCCACUUCGCAAGCCCCCACGCACAUUCCCGAUAAUGUUGCUGCUGGUGGGGGCGCCCCACAUUCUUCUAACUAUUUUGCAGGCAGCUCCUCCUCCUCACGACAAAGUACCAUCGACGAUGUGCUCUUUGAAAUGCAUGCCCAUCAUGCUCGAAAUGAGGAGCGUGAUGGACUUUUUUAUGCUAUGCAUCAACAACAAGAGGAGAUGUCGGAAAGGAUGCAAUUCAUCCAAGCCCGACAAACACAAAUUCUUCAAAAUCAAUACGAGAUGUAGGGCUAUUACAACAAAUGGGAGAGCUCCGAGCAACACCGUCAGCAACAGCUCGACAAUGUUAUACAAGAGCUCGGUGGUUUGAGGCUGCAGUUCGACAACUUCCAGAAUUAUCAACAGCCUCCCCCAUAAUUUUUCAGGUUUUGUGCUCCAUUUCUACUCUUGAUUCGCAACAGUGAGGACACUGUUGGAUUUAAGUUUAGGGGAGCAUUUCACUGCUUUUAUUUAUUUUUCAGUCAUUUCAAUUUAUUUCCCUUUUCGCAUAGUAAAAAAUUAAAUUUAUAGUGUUUUCUUUGGUUUUUUCUAAAUUUUUCCUUUUCUUGAGCCGAUUUAAAAUUUUUCUAAAGAUUUAUUCACUUUGAAAGUAUAUAGGGUAAGAAAGGACGAGAGGCUAAGUUAAGGACAUUAGGUAAUUUUACAACAAAAUCGGUAUUUUUCCAACACCUAGAAGUCUCCCUAGUAUAGAUAUUAAUUUGAAUAACCAUUGUGCCAAAAUCUCCUGAUUUAAAUUUGUGGAUUCCUUUAGUAGUUUAUUUACCAGUCGUACACCAUCUAUAAGUCACACAUUAAGUAGGUCGGUCGAUGAAUAUAAGCGAAUCAUUUAAGCAAAUAAAAGGUCAUACUGUGGUAAUACGGUUAAACCUUGUAAAUAUAUAUAUGUAUAUUUGAAUAUUGCUUGUGAAAGUAAUACGAAAAUUUGCAUCAUCAAGAUAAUUUGCGAGUUGAAAAAAAAAAAGAUGAAUAAAAUCGCUAACCGAUUUUCUUACUAUGUGUGUGACAUAGAUAAAGGGUCUUAAUGUGACUGUCUAGAAUGAAAAAGGAUAAAACAAAGGAGAUGAUCUAGAUUUUAGUACAACGGCAUGAUCCGAAUUCGGUAUGUAUAAGAGGGAGAACUUUGUGUGUCAUUGAAAUACUUUCUUGAUUGAAUAAGCACCUAAUUAAUUAGUCUUAGUUGAUUUGAAUUUCUGACCACGUACGAGUAUUUGUGGUAUUGCUUUUCUAAGUCUACACGUGUGAAUUGCUUAGCAUUUUGAAUGUUUUCUAUAUGCAAGCUAAAUUGCUUGAGGACAAGCAAUGGUUCAAGUUUAGGGGAGUUUGAUAAUACCGAAAAAUGCAUUAUUUAUUUAAUAAAAUUAGCUUAGUAUUUUACUAUUUCUUUGCAUUUUCGUAUUAUUAUUACUAUUAUAUUUUACGUAUUUCAGGAAUGUCCGGAAGCUACCAAAUAAAUUACGCCAAUUAAGAAUUGGACGAUCAGGAAGUAAAAAGGGUGGUGCAGGCAAGCAGAUGAAGCAAUUGGGCCUAAAAGGCAAUGUAGCAGGCCAGCCCACAAGCCAUGGCCCUCGCUCAACAUAUUCUUCUCACCGUAGUAGAUCUAGAGUUGGACUACAUUUGCUCCCAAUAAAUGAUAAAAGAAAUUGGAUUCAUUUCUAACUUUUGUAUAUCAUGUCAGAACUUCAUGCACUUGAACUGGAACUACCAAAUACCUAUGUAUCACAAUCUAAUCUACAUCAAGCUUACCCUGAAGAAAAAUCAUACUGAGAAGUGGAAGCGGUUGCUAGAAGUGCUGAAUCAUUGUCCCAAACUUCAAAAUCUUACCAUUCAUGAGGAUUCUGGGCAUGGAUAUGAAAUUUUGGAUAAUUGGAUGGAUCCAAUGAUUGUUCCGGAAUGCCUUUCAACACAGCUCAGAACAUGCUUGCUUAAAGACUAUAAAAACACGGAAAGUGAGAUUCAAUUUGCAAAAUAUAUUUUGCAGAAUUCGAAAGUGCUAAACACAAUGUCAAUUAAGAGUGACACUUCUCUAGAUCAAAAUGCAAAGUACCAGAUGGUAACAAAAUUAACUUCGUCCAGAAGGGCCUCAACAACAUGCGAACUCUUUUUCUAUUGAUGAUAGUUAGGGCAUAGUUGCAACUUGCAAUGAUUAUUAACGAUUCUGUCAUGAUGGCCUAGGGAAUGAUAAGAUAGUCUUGUCUUAAAUGAAGAGUUAAGAUUGAAACCAUUUCCUCCAGGAAUUGAUUCCAAAGUUAAGUUCCUUCCUUUUGUGCUAAGGUUCCUGCUGGAAUUGAUUUCACUAAAAAAACUCCUCACCAAAUAGAAUGAUAAUUGUAAAUCACUAUGUGCACUAGCUUCCUCUGUUAGUUUUCUGCUUUGUAUCCUUGUGUUGCAGCUCAAUGAGAAAGAAAAGGAGAUUGGUAGCAUUACUUUGAUUUGCAUCAUCAUGUAUAUAGGCAAAUUAUUUUGUCUUAACUACAAUGUUAUGAAAUAUACUAUUUUUCUUGCUAUAUAUUAUAUUUUGCUGCAUUUGUCCCCAGA